Molecule: messenger RNA, 1170 nt
Organism: Cimex lectularius (bed bug)
Lineage: Eukaryota; Metazoa; Arthropoda; Insecta; Hemiptera; Cimicidae
Product: G2/mitotic-specific cyclin-B-like
Exons: 1
Coding region: 105-1142 (345 amino acids)
Biological process (GO): regulation of cyclin-dependent protein serine/threonine kinase activity; mitotic cell cycle phase transition
Cellular component (GO): cyclin-dependent protein kinase holoenzyme complex; cytoplasm; nucleus
Molecular function (GO): cyclin-dependent protein serine/threonine kinase regulator activity
Source: RefSeq, a predicted model, not a curated record
UGACAAGCUGUUUAAAAUGCUAACAAAAAAAGCAUAUGAUUUUAUUCUUUGAAACAAUUCCAGACAGUUGAAAAACCAACAAACACAAAAGGUACUCCAGUAAAAUGGCGACUAGCUCGAUGUACGUGGACGAAAACGUAGAGAACAGGGGCUGCAAAGGUAAGAUGCCAGUUUUACGCCAAACACGCAGCGAGCGCAAGGUGCUUGGCGAGAUCAAGAAUGUUAUACACACAAAGCAGGAAACAAAGACGACAGCCAACCCCCAAGAGGAGACGCCGAUCCCGAAGAAAGUCGCCAGGGAGAACAAUUUCCUCAACGUGACAGCCUACGUCAACGAUAUUUACAAGCAUUUGAGGAGGAUUGAGAAAAAACUGCUAGUGAGCGAGAACCACCUGGAAGGGCAGCAGAUCACCGAGAAGACCAGGGCAGUCCUUGUCGACUGGCUGGUCAAGAUCCAAAGCCAUUUCCAACUGCUCCAGGAGACAUUACAGCUCACCGUCCACAUAAUUGACAGCUACAUCGAAAAGAGUAAAUCCGUAACGAACAACAACGCUCAGUUGAUUGGUCUGGCGGCGAUCUUUCUGGCUUCCAAAUACGAAGAGACGGACGCUUUAGAAGUAGCGGACCUUCUUUUCGUCUGCAAUGAGGAGCUCCAGGAGCACGAGAUCCUGAAGGCCGAGGGCGAAAUUCUGAAGUGUCUCGACUACAACCUCGGGCACCCUGUGCCUUUGCACUUCAUCAGGAGGUAUUCGAGGGUGGCCGGAGCCACCCCUGCCGAACAUUCUCUCGCAAAGUACAUCUCGGACAUGACCCUCCUCGACGCGGCUUUCUGUCACGUCAAGCCCUCGAUGAUCGCAGCGACGUCCGUCGUCCUCGCCUUCUGCGUCGCCCGAAACAAAAUCCACCCGGAAUUCUGGACGGUCGGCCUCAUACAUUUCUCCACCUAUAAACUCUCCGACUUCUUCGAUCUGAUCCCGAAGAUCGCCACCCUGAUCGUAGAUAGCUCCAGUAGUAAAUUGCAGUCGAUUAGAAGAAAGUAUUCCAAGGCGCAGUCGUACUGCGUUAGUCUCAUGCCUGGGGUACAGCCUGUAACUGGUAUAAUUAAUCAGUUCUGUGAAAAGUCACAUAGUAUAAUAAAAUAAUAUAUCGCAAUAAAACAAUAUUAAUAUC